Messenger RNA from Schizosaccharomyces osmophilus, 183 nucleotides. RefSeq lists its product as uncharacterized. The transcript has a single exon. Bases 1 to 183 code for a protein of 60 amino acids. Lineage: Eukaryota; Fungi; Ascomycota; Schizosaccharomycetes; Schizosaccharomycetales; Schizosaccharomycetaceae. The record is from RefSeq and is a predicted model, not a curated record.
AUGGUGCAACUGGUUUCCUGUUGGAGACAAAAUAAGAUUCAAUCUGAAAUUUACUACAAUCAACAUUCCAUGAAAAAAAAUCCUGCUCGCUGUGAAGUAUAUCUGAGACGUCGCUUUCGAAGCAGAAAGUCCCAAAUUCAGCAUUUAAAAAAACAAACUUUCAAACCAAACCAUCUUCCUUAA